Messenger RNA from Microthlaspi erraticum, 657 nucleotides. The record is from the annotation of a GenBank genome assembly. NCBI's taxonomy places the organism in Eukaryota, Viridiplantae, Streptophyta, Magnoliopsida, Brassicales, Brassicaceae.
AUGUCCUUUGUAGAUUUCUCCAGUGUAGAUUUUUCCGAUCCCUUCGACACAGAUUUCUCCGCUGGUAAAAUAGGCGUGUUCUGGGACGUGAAUGAUUUCCCAGUCCCCGAGGGUCGCGGGAUUCAUGAGAUUGUCGAAUCUGUUCUUAGGGGAAAUGAGUAUUCCGGUGACAUAUCGAUCACGGUUUAUGGAGAGAAGAAUCCUCUCUCGGCUGAAGAAGCCGCCAAGGGUGACAUCACAUUCGUACAGAAAAGUGAUAAAUAUUGGAGAGUUAACGAUAUGCUAUUGGAUAUUGCUAUGUGGGCGGUGAACAGCCCCUUUCCUCCUGAUAGCAACCCGGCAAAUGUGAUGAUCCUUGCAAGAAACAAGGAGAAAACCGAUUUCGUCAGUUUCCUUAAAAAUUUGAACAAUGCAAAUUUUAAUGUCUUAGUAGUAGUGCCGGAUGAUGUUAAACCAGAAGAGCUGAAUGUUCCAGCUGUUAACGUGGCAUGGUAUUGGAAGAGCAUACAAGAAGAUGGAAAGCCUAUACCCCAAGAGGAUUUUCAAGACCUUUUAGAUAAACAACGAGUUCAUUUACUCAGUCUUUAUGAAGACGAUGAAGACGAUGUUGCUGUUGCUCAAGGCGUUUGUGAUGAGUGUGCCCUACCGACUAGCUGA